Acanthochromis polyacanthus (spiny chromis) is the source of this 2103-nucleotide messenger RNA. RefSeq names its product RNA polymerase II associated protein 2 (gene rpap2). Gene Ontology annotation, molecular function: RNA polymerase core enzyme binding; RNA polymerase II CTD heptapeptide repeat phosphatase activity. Lineage: Eukaryota; Metazoa; Chordata; Actinopteri; Pomacentridae. The transcript has 12 exons. The coding region runs from base 42 to 2045 and encodes 667 amino acids. Gene Ontology annotation, cellular component: cytoplasm; nucleus. The record is from RefSeq and is a predicted model, not a curated record.
ACGUCAGCGGUCAAAGGUGACCGGUGGCAAACAGAAACAGUAUGGCGGCUGAGGAGAGGAGGAGUACCGGAGGCUCCGUUAAAACCACCACAAAAGGUGGGAAACGCAUCAAAGCACUAACAGCUGAAGAAGAAGCGAGAAGGAGAGAGGAGAUUAAGGAGAAAUUGAGGGAGAAGUUGGAGUUGGAGAAAAGAGCUCUGCAGGUGGUGGAGCGUCUCCUGGAGGACAGUGUGGCUGAGGACUUCCUGGUUGACUGUGCCAAGUUCAUCACUCCAGCUAAUUACAAAGAUACUAUAGAGGAAAGAUCGAUUGCGAAACUAUGUGGAUAUCCCAUAUGUCCAAAUAAACUGGGCAAGAUCCCAACUCAACAGUACAAAAUAUCUGCUAAGACCAAUAAGGUGUAUGACAUCACAGAGCGCAAGUGUUUUUGCAGUAACUUCUGCUACAAAGCGUCCAAAGAGUUUGAGCUACAAAUAUCAAAGACGCCGCUUUGGAUCAGACAGCAUGAGAGUCCUCCAGAGAUUAAACUGUUGAAGAAAGGAGAUGGUGGGAGCUCUGGUGAGGAGGUGAUGCUGUCAGAGAAGCGUCUGAAAGAGGAAGACAUUGAGAACCCGCUGAAUGCUCAACCAGAGGAUCUUCAGAGCUCUCAGCAGCGUCCUCCUGCAGCUGAACACAGUGACAGCAGCGACGGUGAACAGGAGCAGGACUUCGUCUCCAGUGUCGUCUCCCAGCAGCAGAGGCCCAGAGUGCACUGGGGAGACCUGCCUAAACGCAGAGAUGAAGAGAAGAAUGGUGGACGAGGGAACAUGGAGAGGAGGAAGAAACAGACCAGGAACGGAUAUGAAGAGGAAACUGAAUUUCAUCCAAGACAGAAUAUAGAGAAGGAAGGACAAAUAAGAGGAGAUGAGGAAAUGAAACAAAUUAGAACUGAUGCUGGAAAACCUCAAGAGCUGCACAAAAUAGAUACUGACCAGGCAGUGAUGAAAGAGAAAGACUUCCUUGAUGAAUCUAGUGUGGAAGAGGCUACAGCUAAACUAAAUCUGUGUAGUUUAUCUGAGACAGUCACUCACAACACUGUCCUGCCUGUGGAUUCAACACCCACACAGACAGAAAAAACAUCUUCACUCACCUCGCCUUCAGUUAUAGAGUCAGAACCCCAAACAGAAAGCAAAGCUCUCCCUUCUUCAGAUGUCAUGAAUCAGAAUACUCUAAAGACAGCUUUACCAAAGCAAACAGAUCUAAGCAUCACCCAAGUGGGUAUGAGCAAGAGAGGGGCAGCAGGACUGCGAGAUCUACUGAAGAACUACGCCGGUGAAGCCACACCUGACUCAGUGCAUCUGAAUCUUCUCGAGGGCCUCAGAAGAACUUUGAAGAAGUGGUGCACUGAUGAAACGUUGAAGUUCCUGUAUGGCGCUGAUCAAUCACUGGAUCCUUCAUCUGUUGAUGUACAAGAAGAAACUGAGGAGGCAGAGUUGGAUGAAGAUGAUAUUGACGAUGAGGUGAUUGACGCUGGGGAGCAAAAGAGGCCAUCAGCUGCAGUUCCAGACUUUGAGACAUUGAAGAAGGAAACCCAGCAGCUGGAGCUCAGGGUCAGUGAGUUUUAUAAGGGGACGUGGAUUCUGCCGGAGGAGGUGCAGGAGCCGAACGGAGACACGGACCGAAGAACGAAGGAUCCAGUUCUUCCACUGAUUGACUCUCAAGCUCAGCACCUCAUCCAGAAGCGAAUCACAGUGGAGAAGCUCACCAGCUGUCUCAGAAACAUUGUGGGUCCGCUGCAUCUCACCAUGAGUGACGUCUCCACCGACCUGAACAGCCUGGUCAGAACGUUCAGGUUCACCAACACAAACAUCAUCCACAAAACUCCAGAGUGGACCCUCAUAGCCGUGGUGCUUCUACAUCUGUUGUCAGAAGUGUCUCCGGCGGUGCGAGAAGCCUUAAAGAGGUCGGCCUCAGUGGAGUAUUUGAACACGCUGAUGGAGGAGCUCGGUCUGCAAGAGCAGGACGUCCUGAACUUAGUCCAGCUGUUUAAACCCCCAAAACAUUGACCUGAGACAGAUGUGUCCAGUGUUUGGUUUCCACAAAUAAACUGGGUUGGAAUAAAAA